CGAGCCUUUUUCCUGCAUCCGGGCCUGAGAGUGCAGGCUUGAGGGAAGCAUGGAGGUUCAUGGUAAGCCCCAGGCUAGCCCGAGUUGUUCGUCGCCCACCCGUGAUUCCUCAGGAGUCCCAGUGUCCAAGGAGCUGCUGACGGCGGGAAGCGACGGCCGCGGAGGUAUAUGGGACAGGUUGCUCAUCAACUCCCAACCUAAGUCCAGAAAGACCUCCACUCUUCAAACAGUUCGGAUAGAGAGGAGUCCCUUAUUGGACCAGGUACAGACAUUUCUCCCACAGAUGGCACGGGCAAAUGAAAAGCUAAGAAAAGAAAUGGCAGCUGCACCACCUGGUCGUUUCAAUAUUGAAAACAUUGAUGGGCCUCAUAGUAAAGUUAUACAAAUGGAUGUGGCUUUGUUUGAGAUGAAUCAGUCGGAUUCAAAAGAAGCGGACAGUUCAGAAGAGAGUUCACAAGACAGUUCAGAGAACAGUUCAGAAUCAGAGGACGAAGAUGACAGCAUCCCAUCUGAAGUCACCAUAGAUAACAUUAAGCUUCCCAAUUCUGAAGGUGGAAAAGGCAAGAUUGAAGUUUUGGACAGUCCAGAAAGUAAAAAAAAGAAAUAGUCAAAUAAAUUAUCUGAAAAGAAA
Gorilla gorilla gorilla (western lowland gorilla) is the source of this 631-nucleotide messenger RNA. RefSeq names its product NOP protein chaperone 1 (gene NOPCHAP1). The transcript is spliced from 4 exons. The coding region runs from base 50 to 607 and encodes 185 amino acids. The record is from RefSeq and is a predicted model, not a curated record. Gene Ontology annotation, biological process: box C/D snoRNP assembly. NCBI's taxonomy places the organism in Eukaryota, Metazoa, Chordata, Mammalia, Primates, Hominidae. Gene Ontology annotation, molecular function: box C/D methylation guide snoRNP complex binding.